AAAAAUCGAUUAUUUCUCCUCGCACUGGGAGAGGAGAGGGUUUGGGGAAAGACUCGGUCAGGAUUGUGGGAAGGAACAGAAACAGCAAUCACCAUCAAGCUCCAGACGUCCAGCAGUAUACCAGCACCACCUUCACCUCCACCAUCGCUACACCGCUCCACCGGGUCCUUCUCCGCUCACCGGCACAUCGCAGAGAGACCAGGCGAAGCGCUCUCGCCGCCUCCUGAGCAGACACUGUCCGAUCAGAGAGAGAGAGAGAGGGGGGAGAGAGAGAGAGAGAGAGAGAGAGAGAGAGAGAGAGAGAGAGAGAGAGAGAGAGAGAGAGUAGUUGUCUCUGACAUUAUAGAGACUCCUACCACGCACUGUAGGUUACUUUUUUUCCUCCUGGCGACGUCCUCAGCUAAGUUGCGCUCCUGGAUUUUAAGUGCGCCUUGGCGAAGUCCGUCACCAUCAAGCAGCAGCUUCAACCUUCCUGUCAGUCGGCCGGACCAAACAACCGGCGGACCGCUUGUAUCUUUCACUUCACCCGGACAAGAUUUCACGCGAAAUAAAGUACGGAUGCUGGAAUCUUUGAGUUGAUUGGAACAAAUAGAAAGCAGAAAAAAGACAGAUAAAGGAAGAGACGAAGAUUGAAGAGAAAGAAGAAGAAAGAAGAGAGAGGAAAGAAAGCAUAAAGUUCUUUAGAAAGAGGAGAGAAAGAGAGAGACUGGGACGAUGGGGAGGAAAAAGAUUCAGAUCACGCGGAUUAUGGAUGAACGCAACAGACAGGUGACAUUUACAAAGCGAAAGUUUGGCCUGAUGAAGAAGGCAUAUGAGCUGAGUGUGCUGUGUGACUGUGAGAUCGCCCUGAUCAUCUUCAAUAGCACCAACAAGCUGUUCCAGUAUGCCAGCACAGAUAUGGACAAGGUCCUGCUUAAAUACACCGAGUACAACGAGCCCCAUGAGAGCAGGACCAACUCCGAUAUUGUGGAGACAUUGAGAAAGAAGGGCCUAAACGGCUGUGACAGCCCAGACCCCGACGCAGACGACUCGGUCGGCCACAGCCCCGAGUCCGAGGACAAGUACAGGAAAAUAAACGAGGACAUUGAUCUGAUGAUCAGCAGACAGAGACUGUGUCAGACCGUGCCCCAAUCGAACUAUGACAUGCCUGUGUCCAUUCCCGUUAACAACCAGAACAAUCUCAUAUACAGCCAUCCUGGUGGUUCCCUGGGCAACCACAACCUGUUGCCACUGGCGCACCAUGGCCUACAGAGAAACAGCAUGUCUCCCGGAGUUACACACAGACCCCCCAGUGCAGGUGGCCUCAUGGGUGCUGACCUCACCACUGGCGCAGGCACCAGUGCUGGAAAUGGAUACGGGAAUCAUCGCAACUCGCCAGGUCUGCUCGUCUCUCCAGGUGGCAUGAACAAAAACAUGCAGGCAAAGUCUCCCCCACCCAUGAACUUAGGCAUGAACAACCGCAAACCUGACCUACGUGUGCUCAUCCCCCCUGGCGCAAAGAACAACAUGCCCUCCAUCAACCAGAGAAUAAACAACUCCCAGUCUGCUCAGUCAUUGGCCACCCCAGUGGUAUCAGUAGCAACUCCCACUCUACCAGGACAAGGCAUGGGUGGUUACCCAUCUGCCAUCUCUACUUCUUAUGGUACCGAGUAUUCCCUGAAUAGUGCAGACCUAUCCUCCCUGUCUGGCUUCAACAGUGGCAGCUCCCUUCACCUUGGCUCAAUGAGCGGAUGGCAACAGCAACACCUUCAGAACAUGCAGCAUUCAGCCCUCGGCCAGCUAGGAAAUUGCUCUAGCUCACACUUAUGUCAGGGUUCAAAUCUCUCCCUGCCCUCUGCUCAAAGCCUGCACAUCAAGUCCGAACCUGUUUCUCCUCCUAGAGAUCGCACCAACAGCACGGGGGGCUACGGUGGCAUACCACCUCCCCAGAACCGCCAGGACUCUGGACGCUCCCCUGUUGAUAGCCUGAGCAGUUGUAGCAGCUCCCACGAGGGCAGCGACCGUGAUGAGCACAGGAAUGAGUUCCACUCACCUCUGGGACUGACCCGGCCCCUGGACGAGCGCGAGAGCCCCUCCAUCAAACGGGUGCGCCUGUCAGAAGGAUGGGCGACAUGAUAGCUCUGUCCUCUUCCCCGGCAGUGCCCUAAGUUUCCCUGAGCCCCCCGACAACGCAGCGUUAUGAUGCCCCCACGUCAGCUCCCUCCUCUCCCGCCUCUUGCUCGAUAUCACGAGUCACCCACCACCCAACCCCAUGGCCUCUCUCCUUUUAUCUAUUUAACGCUGAAGGAAAGAAAAGGGACAGCCCUUUUCAGAAAUAUGUUUGUAAUUUCUUUUCCUUUUUUUAUUUUAUUUUUGCUGAGUGUGCGUGCUAUACAUAUUGACAUUAUAUAAACCAGUGGGGUGUUGUUAUGGGGGUUUGGGAGGGUCGGUGUUGGUUGGGAUGGGAUCUUGGGGUAUUUUUGUUGGGGAACUAUGCAUAAAUUGUAUUGUGUGUGGAUAAAAAGAAUCACGUAUGCAUAUAUCUUUACACGUGUGUGUGUAUGUGUACAUAUAUGCAUAUCAACAAAUAAACAAAAAAAAUAGUCAGGUACUCUGUUUCAUAAAACGUACUUACACUUUGCCUCAGCGAUAUAACAGUGACUAGAGACAAAAAAAGAAAAAAAAGAAACAUUAACAUGAGAGUGAGUGUGUCCAAUGGAAAACACCUUAGCACUUGAUUUGGACAGACAAUACAUGUGUACAGUGUCGGUUUCAUUGCUAUAUACCUUCUCUGCAGUCUCCCUUGCAAAAAUGUGUGUUAACAUUAGAUGAUGUCAUGUUGCAGGUUCAACGUAUUUAUGUAAAUAGAGGGUCAAGGGGGGAAGGGCAGGGGUCAAAAGUUGCCAGACAUUACAAGAUUUAUUUACUCACUAAAGGAAAAGCUAUUAUGCAACAUUUGAAGGAUUGUACAGGUAAACAGGCAGACCCAAUGCUAGACGUGUGGAACCUUUGAUGAUUUUAGCGCUCCCAUUAAAAAACGGAGCCGAGCGAGGACCACCCUUUGAUCUAAGAGCUGCGUUAGUGUAAUCAAGAAAACUCUGGAUCUAGUAUUAAUAUUCAGUAUUAAUAAACAAAAAAAAAGGAAAAAUAAAAAACAAUUGUACGAUACACUUGCUUAUAUUUUCAUAUGAAAGGAAUACAAUGCAAAGCAUUUUUGUGGCUUUUUGUAGUUUCUAUAAGCCAGAAUGUGUUUUUUGAUAGCUUUGCUAAUAAGAGAUGGAUAGUUCACCCAGAGGGGAAAAGAAAGGGCUUCGCAGUCCUAAGCCAUGAAAAACCGACUGAGAUCCAAUGCUUUGCUGAACUGUUUUAUCUUUGUAGAGGUUUGUUUUUAAACGUGUAUUUCUAAUUAUAUAUAAUAAUGGUAAUAUUAAGAUUCUUUUAAAAAAAAUCUGUGAAAUUAACAUGCUUGUGUAUAGCUUUCUAAUAUAUAAAUAUAUAUACUAAUGAUUUCUGUUGGUUUCUUAGUGGAGUUUCUAUGUGCAGUUGCACAUGUUGUCUGGUUUGUUUCAUUUGAGCCCUGAACAGUGCUGUUCAGGGGUGUAUUUAGUCUAACCUUAAAAACCAGCUGGAAAGCAUUGCCAGGGUUUGUGAGACGGAGGAAAGACAGGCCUGAAUGCUGAAACACAACCUGUUAGUGGAAAAUGUCAUGAGACUGGAACUGGGGACGACACAGAAAUAAAUGUUGACACAUGAUGUACAUGUCAUACUGAUGAGGAAAUAUGACUGACCCUUAGAUCCACGUCUAGAUCUAUCAUUUGAAUGCAUCAGAUACGUCGUUCUAAAUGAUCUCAUUUAAUAUGCUUAAUCUCCUAAAACAUGUUUCUGACAUUAGCGAUGUUCCGUUCCAUCUCGAAUGUUCACCACUUCUUGUUCAAGAUGUUGCACAAGCCACAACCAAAUCUAUACCAUUUUGCUUUUCAAUCAUAUUUAUGUAAUAUCAUUUCAAGUGCAUUGUUAUUAAUUAUCCCCCGGUCAUUUGCAAACCCAAUUUGAUUCGGUGUCGUCCUGUGACUCCUCAUGUUCCACUCUUCAAAACAGGGUUCCACAUCAUUUAACACAUGUCACAUGACAGUUCAGCGUCAGAUACACAAGGACAGAUUGAUCAUGCUGGUAUGAAAGAAGCACAAUUGUUUAUUUUAAAUAAAUAGCUGUUUUGAUUUUCUCUUUUUUAAACAAUGAAACUAUCCACAUAUCUCUCUGCCUCCCACUCCCGUAUCUGCUGUCACUUAAGUGUUAUAAUAUUUCUGUGUGCAUAUUACAUGCAGGUUCACUAUGUUGUUACUGUAUACAGUCUGUGUAGUCAAACAGGGGCAGAGCCUCUAUAAUGGUGUUCUUCUCUUUAUUUCUUUUUUUUUUUAUUCAAUACAAAAAGGUUUAGAAAAGAAAUAAACAUGAUGUUUCAGGCAGCAUAAGUGUGGAGAAACCAAAGCCAGUGGCAUUUCUUUGUUGUAAACCCAACUUUUAUUUUCACAUUCAUUUAUGGUUUUUGCAAGCAUUGAAACAAGACAAUAAAAGAAUUUGCUCAAAUGUACAAUUGGUUUCACAUUUCAAUUUCAGUCAAAUGUAGCUGUAGAUGUCAAACAAACCACAUUUAUUUACUUGUUUAGUUGCUCAUUUGUCUCCCUGUGCAUUGAAAAGGUUAUAUUCAAAAACCUAUUUUGUAUUUAUAAUUUGUAAUUCGCUGAGAACCAACUGAAUCAUUCAGGCCUGAUCAUGUGAAACACAUGCUUGCUGUCCACUUGAUCAAAGCACACCAAACUAAAUUAUCGUGCUGUUUGAUAACGGAUUAUACAUAAUGCUGGUGGAUUAGAGUGCUGUAGUUUUGACUGUAAUUUUAACCAAAGACAGACAAAACUUGGCUUUAUAUCUUUGUUUUCUUCUUGUGUUUGUUCAAUUUGAACGCCUUUUUUUUUUUCUCACCUGUUGAUCAGUUGUUCUUUUUCAUUAUUACAAUAGACUUAAUGUUGGUACCUCAAAAUUGACCCAGGGAGUACCUCAGCUGAUGUGUUGGUAAAAGGGAGAGACUAUACACCUGUACAGCCAUGUGUAAUAACCAUGUAACACCAUUGCUAAAGGUCCCUAUACAUUCACAUGGGAUUCUCUGUUGCUCCACCGUGUUUGUGGUUUAUUUAAGUUGCAUUGGAAAGCUGAAAAAUACAAUCUUUUUCUAAAAAAAGAGUAAUAUGUUAAAAUGCUUAAAAAGUCAGUCUGUAGUAUCAAAUGUAGCUUGUAUAAACCUGAAUAUGGGGAAGGUUUGGAACUAAGGUUUUCUGGAACGCAAGAGCGGCUUUCAGCGGCAUAAGCUGGCCUUUGUCGCCACUUGAGACUAAAAUGGUAUUAAAUUAAAUCCACAUCUCUGUAACUCAAGGGACUUGAUUCAGCUGUAUGUAGUGAAAACGUAUGGGGAUGAAAUAAAAGUCUCCUCUGCUGGAGGGAAAGGCUAUUUGUAUUUUGCAGAGAUUUCAGUAAAGUUACUGGCUUUCUUAGUUAUCCUGAUGUGGCUUGGUGUGAUUUCAUUGUGUUUGACUUGUUUCUGCAUGCAUCUCCAAACGGAGGCUUUACUUCCAAUCUGUACAGACUCAAAAAAAACAUGAAAAUCUUCCAUGAUGUCAGUGCAUGCUUCCAUAUAGCUGCUUCACUUUAAGACAAGACAUUGUAUGACAUUGAAAUAAUGAAAACAGCAUCAUUUUCACAUUUGCUUAGAAACAUUUACAUUUCAAAAAUGAGCAUUCUGACAUAAGUAUUCAUACUGAAGACAUUUAUUUGACAUUUAAAGCCAAGGUUUAUCUCACUUAACAUUACAGUUGCAUCAUUUAUGUCAGGGUUACAUUGUGCCUUAGACAAUAAAACAUGGACCUUACAUGCACAGGGAAUAACACGUGUUCAUAAACAAUGCAAACACAGUGAUCUGCUCCUACAAAUCAAAGAGAUGUGAACACACACACAUUCAAAUGGUCUAGGCCUGCCCGGGGACAAUCUUGCAUUCCUGAAUAAAAGAAGAAGAAGAAGAAGAAGAAGAAGAAGAAGAAGAAGAAGAAGAAGAAGAAGAAGAAGAAGAAGAAGAAGAAGAAGAAGAAGAAGAAGAAGAAGAAGAAGAAGAAGAAGAAGAAGAAGAGGAAAAAAUAGAAAAGGAAGGAAUACCUCGUUCAGUAAUAAUACAUUAUUUCUUCUUUCUUUUCUUUUCUUUUCUUGUUACCCUGUAACAAUCGUGUGGGACUGUCUGACGCAAAGAAAACGUAGUGGAGCUGUUAAGAAUUGCGCAUUAAAUAAGAAUGGCAGUGGACAGCGCAGUGUUGGCUUCUGAAACAGUUACACAUUUAUUAAGUGAUGAUGGUGUCGGGAUACAUUGUCAACACGCAAACACUAAUUAAAAUAUAUAAUUAUAUAAACAUUUUUAAAUUAGACACGUUUGAUCCCAGCUGGGGUUUUGACGCGUUAUGUCCUUUCUGCUCUGCCUACAUGACUACAUGGGUCGCGUUUUGAUGUUUCUUCUUUAACUAAAAAUCAUCAAUUGUUUAUUUUUCUUUAUUACUUAAAGUGGAUAAAGAUAAAAACAAGGAAGCAAAACAAAAAUAUAUGUUUUCAUAUAGAAACGUCAAGUGUCUUUGAAAUUCGAUAGCGAGCUCUGUUCUGACCUUAUUUAUUUUCUUAUAUACCCCUACUGUUGUUGCUUUUUUAAAUAUAUAUAUAGUAUAAUAUCUAUAUUUUUCAUGGGAUUAUUGUUCAGUUUUUCGUUAGAGUCUUGGAUACGCAAUAGUGUUUUGAAAGAGCAUGGCUCACAUCAUGAUGCCUCCUCAGAAGACAAACCGAGUUGGAAGUGAAGACACAUUAAUCUUUCAAAUCAUUCGUAGCUGUAACACAUUUUUAGAAACUCUGGGAUCCCUGUGUCCUCUUUAAUCGAAUCAGUCCCAUCAAUUGGAUUACAUUAUUAUAAACGAAAGGUGUGUUACGAUGCGUUUGCUGAAUGUACCUGCAAAUGUAGGCCUACCUGUAGGACGAUGAUACAUUUGAACAAUUUCAUGUUUCAUCAUCAAUUAUUCUUUUAAAAUUUUAAUUGUAGGCUUAAAAGCAACACAAAUAAAUAUUUAUUUCGAAAUAUCCGAAUUAUCUCCAGCUUUAUUAUGUGUGUUUCCGACCCACUAAAUGAGUUUGAUUU
Molecule: messenger RNA, 7195 nt
Organism: Cottoperca gobio
Lineage: Eukaryota; Metazoa; Chordata; Actinopteri; Perciformes; Bovichtidae
Gene: mef2cb
Product: myocyte enhancer factor 2cb
Exons: 10
Coding region: 715-2115 (466 amino acids)
Biological process (GO): cell differentiation; positive regulation of transcription by RNA polymerase II; heart development
Molecular function (GO): histone deacetylase binding; protein dimerization activity; RNA polymerase II cis-regulatory region sequence-specific DNA binding
Source: RefSeq, a predicted model, not a curated record